Messenger RNA from Ornithorhynchus anatinus (platypus), 5235 nucleotides. RefSeq names its product pleckstrin homology domain containing M3 (gene PLEKHM3). The record is from RefSeq and is a predicted model, not a curated record. Lineage: Eukaryota; Metazoa; Chordata; Mammalia; Monotremata; Ornithorhynchidae. The transcript has 8 exons. The coding region runs from base 379 to 2664 and encodes 761 amino acids.
CCGGGUCCAGUUGGACGCCAAGAUGAUGACGUCAGUCUCCUUCCUGGCUCUGGCGGGCCCGAGAUUGAUUCCAAGAGGGCCGAAGGAAAAGCUGACUUGAGCGGAUCCAGAUUAAAUCAGGAAACCAGGGCCCACGUGGCAUCGCUCCGAUGAGAAACUGAAGCCUUCGGUCACACUUUCCAAGAGAUGUGACGAAGAGUCGUCACCCGGCAGCGAUUCGCCUCUUCCGCGUCGGGAAGGGAUUUGGCCACUGGGAGCUCCCUCCCAGCCCCGGCGAGCUCGGAACCUCCCUUUCCCGAGCGGCCCCCGGCUCGUGGACGUCCGCCGGGCUCCUUCCUCUCUCGGCUCGGGAGCCCGGGGCUCUUGGCGACGGGCGAGAUGGAAGCCUUGGAAGUGGACGACAUCAGCCCGGCCUUGGAAGUCACGGAGGACUUCUUCAGUUGUUUUGAGACGAAGCUCGAAAAAGCCGUGCAGCAGGGAGCGGUGUAUGGAAUUCAGGAAGUCCCGGAGUUGGUCGGGCAGGGCGGACUCAACGGGAUAGCGGGCGGGGACGGACCUGUCGGGACCCCUGUCACCUGGGGCCAGAGAGGCCUCGUCUGGGAACCCCGCAAGAACGGACUCUUCGAAAGCAAAACGCAGAACGCUUUCCCGGCCAAAGAACAGCCGGGAGUCCCCAGGGGAACAGCGCCAGAUCCCCUCUCCUGGAUGGAGCGGAAGGAAACGCCCACCUUCAACUUUUUCAGCAUCGGUCAGCGCCGGAAGGACAGACCUCGGUCGGUGAACGACGUGCUGAUGACCGGGGAGGAACCGGUCCCUUUCAAACCGGGACACGUCCGCUCACGGUCCGACAUCACCCAGGUGGACUGGGGCGGGAUCCUCAGAGAGACGCCCCAGCAGUGGCCGUAUAAUCAGGGGGCUCCCGCCAACAGGUCACCGUUCUUCCCUCCGUCGCUGAAGAAGAGAGAGGACGCCCAGGGAAAUACCGAACACAAAGACACGUUCCCCAACAUCCUGAAGAAAGGUUACCUGGAAGUCCGAAAAGACCAUGACAGUUACUGGCAGAGCUGUUACGCCGAACUCUCCCCGUUCCAGCUGUCCUUGUACCGCCUCGACCGCGGCGGCAACCAGAAUCCCUCCGCCACCUACCCGCUGGCCCAUUUCCAGAGCGUCACGGUCUGGGGCCACCUGGAGACGCGGGUGGUGGACACGGUCCUGGCUGACGAUUCCCAGCUGCAGUUGCGGGCCGAGUCCCCGGGCGAGGCCCUGGACUGGGGCCAGAAGCUCUGGGCGGGAGCCCGCGGGGCCGGCCCGGCCUACGGGGACCGGCCGGACGGGCUGGAGAACUCGUCGGCGUUCCUCCGGAAUGGCGACCCCGCCGUCUGGAUCCCGAGGGCUCCUGGGACCGGCUCCGAUCUCCUGCGGCCCCCGGCCCCCUCGGGCAGCUGGCGAGAGCUCCGGGACGUCCUCAAGUCGGGGACGCUGUACCGGCUGACGGACCAGAACAACUGGCAGGCGUCCGCGUUCGUGCUGAGCGGGACGCACCUCCUGGCGUUUCGGCCCGGCGGGCUGGACGAGGCCCCGCUGCUGAGCUACAGCGUCUCCGCCUGCCUGGCCGUGCACCCGGACCCCCUGGACGACCGGGACUCCUGCUUCCGGGCGGUCUUCCCCCGAGACGUCCUCCGCCUGCGGGCGGAGACGCGCCAGCGGGCGCACGAGUGGACGGAGGCCCUGAAAGCCGCCGCCAACGCCGCCCGGGGCUCGGGCCCGGACUUCCAGGUGACGCUCCGGAACCGGCCCCGAGAGCAGCCGGACGGGCCCGGGCUGAGGAAGAGCAAGCGGGAGUCGGUGACCACCAGCUUCCUCAGCAUCCUGACCACGCUGUCUCUGGAACGAGGACUCACCGCCCAGAGCUUCAAAUGUGCCGGUUGUCAACGACCCAUCGGCCUGUCCUGCGGAAGAGCCAAGGUGUGCAGUUACAGCGGAUGGUACUACUGUAACAAUUGUCACGCGGACGACAGCUUCCUCAUCCCGGCCCGCAUAGUCCACAACUGGGACACUUCCAAGUAUAAGGUAUCGAAACAGGCCAAAGAGUUUCUGGAGUAUGUGUUUGAGGAGCCCCUGAUUGACGUCCAACAGGAGAACCCGAUGCUGUACACACACGUGGAACCUCUGGCCACCGUCGUCCGCCUGAGGCAACAGCUGAAAUCUCUCCGAGCCUAUCUGUUCAGCUGCCGAGCCACCGUGGCCGAAGACCUACGCAGGCGAGUCUUCCCUAGAGAAUACCUCUUCCAGCAGAUCCAUCUGUACUCCCUUGCUGACCUACAACAGGUGAUAGAAGGAAAACUGGCUCCUUUCUUGGGGAAGGUCAUUAAAUUUGCCACCUCCCACGUGUAUAGCUGCAGCCUCUGUAGCCAAAAAGGAUUCAUCUGUGAGAUCUGUAACAACGGAGAGAUCCUCUACCCCUUUGAAGAUAUUUCUACAAGCAGGUGUGAAAGCUGCGGCGCCGUCUUCCACGCCGAGUGCAAGGUGAAAUCCGUCCCCUGCCCUCGAUGUGUCCGCCGAGAGCUGCAGAAGAAGCAGAAGUCUUUCUGGAGGAGGCUGAACAUGGACGACGCUUUCGAGGAAUCCUGCAACAUGUUUGAGCUGUCCUAUGCCAACACAUGACUGGCGGUCGGCCGAGGCGGCGGAGGGAGCCGCCCACUGAGCGAAUCGCUUUCCAAUUGCUUCUUAGCCAACCGGACGGACGCUUUAGGAAGAGGACGUCUUGGGCUCCGCCGAUCUCGUCCGACAGCUGGAGGGGCUUGAAAACCGCCAGGAGUCCAACACGUUUGGCCCAGAUGCUCAGCUGCGCCGUCUCAAGCAAAAUGUUUACAUACAGCUGCUUUUCAGCUCCUGGAUUUCUUUAGGUCCCCUCCCCCAGCCCCCCAUCGGCCACCCUUCAGGCAGAAACUUUCCCUGCCGAAGGGGUCGUUUAUGCGGGUUUUUGUUUCCCUUUGGCGGAGAGGAGCUUUGCAGCAGAACAUCUCUGUCAUCUAUCCGUAACCUGCCCCCGCGGCCGGACGGGGGGCCCGGGGGUCGAGGCGGGGGUCCCCGUCCUGGAAUUUCCUGGGCAGUCCCCCAAAUUCCGGGCUUGUCCUAGGCUCUCCCGGGAUUCUCUCCCGCCCCAUUUCCAGGUCAGCCUCUCUGGUCCUCUUUCAGUGGCCUCGCCGGGUCCCCACCGAAGGGGCCGUCACCCUGAUGGCAUAUCCCAUUCAGUGAGGCCUUGGUCCCACUCGCUAGGCCUGCCAGCAGAGCGGGUCUUCUGCCUCAAGGCCUAGCGGGAAGAGCAGCAGACACCUUUCUCAAAACAACAGCGGAGACUUUGUCACUGAGAAUGGAAGAGAUUUCCGUAAAAAACUGUUUUCAGGUCCUUUUCCUCAAGAGUAUCCCACAGGGACGGGGGCUCUGUAUGGUAAUGUAAUUUUAGAGUCUUUUUCCGUGGGAAGUGUGGUUUUCAAAGUGCCUGGGUCUUAAAAGCAGGUGUACUACUUCUAAUCAGAUUAGUCCUGACCUGGGAGGAAGUAUCCGCAUUUUACUCCCCGCUGCAUCUAAUAGCCUGGCUAAUAACGCGUUGCCCCAGGAGCGUAGGCUGUACUAAGACAAUUUCUUCCAGGAGGAUCGGCCGACCCGGCCGCUUUCUCUGGAGCGUGCUCUCUCUCGAUGUCAGGCGAGGAACGUUGGCCGCAGUCAGCCUCCGCUUCGGUCAUCCGGCAGAUCAAAUCUAUUCCGCUUUCGCGUUUGGGGAAGAGAAAAUUUGUGAGCGAGCCUCCUUCACAGUAGAGAGAGUGAGAGCCUAGUCGAACAGCCUCAGUGCAGGAUUUUCCAAGAUAGGGAUGGAAAAACAACUAAGUUAGGGAAGCAAAGCUGUUUGUGAAAAUAAAGGGAAUAAAACAAACGGAUGAAGCACUUUGCCACCGGCUCCUAAGAUGGGUUUCCCACCGCGGGGUCGUUGGAAGAGCCAGCGUAGCCUGUCCAGAGGGCCAGGUCGGCCGGUAGCGGGGGGCCCACCAGCAGGCUUCCGGCUGUUGUGUGGGCUCACUGUUCCUACGCUGGCUAAACCCAUCUACCCUGGAGCAAAAUUCCCAUUAGAUGGUGUAGCUGGGGCCCCGUCCACAGUGCGUUGAUGCCUUUACCCCCUCUGCCCCAUCCCCUUUUCGCUGCAGUUGGGGGGGGUCCCCAGAUUUCCCUCCCCCCACCUCGGGGUCAUCGCAUCUCUCCCCCGAAGGGACGGGUUGGGACAUCGCUCCUGAGACCUUCCCGCAGGUUCAUGGAUGGGGCAGCAUCCCGCCCCGCAAGCUGGCUGGGAAGACACAGCAGCUGAGAGCUUGAGAAGUUCCAGUCUGGUCAUCCCGGCGAGGCGAGAGAUAAAUCGGGUGCCUUUCGUGAGUGAGGUAGGGCAGGGACACCUGGCUGAGGAGUGGAAGCAAAUGGUACACCCAAAAGAAAAGAGGGGAAAAACACCCCCAAAGAAGCAGGUAAUUGGAUCUUCUUCCAUUGUGGAAGUGUGUGGCGAUCCUCCCGUCCCCGAGAGGGGAGCAGAACAGAGACUUUCCCCAAAGAAGCGCCCAUCCCGGGGGUCAGAUUUCCUCUCCGUCUCCAUCUUCCCAAUCGCCUUCCUCUCUCCAAUCCCUGCCCCUCGCUGUCGGCCUCCGCCACAUCUGGAGGAGCGUCUGGGAGCCAGUGCUUCAGGAAGCCGGGCCAGUUCUAAGCCCAGCGUUUCUUCCUGAAUCCUGAGUCCAGGGAGCCCCAGAGGAGAUGGCCCCGCCCCUAGUUUACACUGUUUCCCGCUUGGAAGAGCCUUGCUAAGAGGAUGUCCAAGGCCUCCCCCUUUCCUUUCCGACCCCCGUGACCCUUGGCCAUCUUCCGCCAUGUCCAUCAGUCCCCCUCCAUCUUUUUGGCUGGACAUUCAGACAGGGCUACCGGGCCAAUGGGUCUUUCACUGCCGAAGCAGGCUGGUAUAGAGGUGGCAGCCCUGGGAGUUCCUGUAGCUGGUGAAUAAUGCCAGGGAACUGGAGCAUCCAGCUUCCAAAUCACAUUACACCCAAAGUGCAUUUCUUCCUUUGGCCCUCCUCUGACUCUUGGUUUCAGCCAAGGCAAACGCAGCCAAGCAGGGUGUGUAAUGAGACGGAGAGUUAUGGUAUUGGUUAAGCACCGUAUGAAGCAGGGCAGCGAUAAAUACAGACAGAUCGGACUCGG